UGUGUACAGCGAUAUGAUGUUCUUUGUAACAUAGGUACCAAUGAUCUCAGGGCGGGGUCUGGAACACACUGGAGGGACCCUGGACAAACUGGAAUCUAUCCCAGGAUUCCAAGUGUCAGUGACAACGGGGAAGAUGUUGGAAAUCCUUGGCACGGUAGGAUGUUGCAUUGUGGGACAGACACAAAAUUUGUGUCCCGCGGAUAAAGUUAUCUACUCCAUACGUGACGUUACGGCGACAGUCAAUCAAAUCGGACUCAUUACUGCUUCAAUAAUCUCGAAAAAGGCUGCAGAGAAGCUAGAUGCUUUGGUACUGGACGUCAAAUUUGGUCUCGGUGCAUUCCGAAAGGACGAAAACGAAGCAAGGACAGUUGCACAGCUCAUGGUGGACACCAGUAAAGGUUUGGGGAUAAAGACUUCAGCUCUACUCACAGAUAUGAACUCGCCACUUGGAAAGAUGGUUGGCAAUGCCCUGGAGGUGACGGAAUCUAUACGUACUCUUCAAAACCAAGGACCGGAAGAUCUGACAGCACUCGUAGCCCAGUUAGGUGUGUGCUUUAGUCAGUAGUGUAUGUCCGUUUAAUAAAUAUAUUAAAAUGGGACUGAAGUCCAGGUAGUCUUAAAUAAAAUGGGAGGGGGGAAUAAAAAGUAUCAGACAACAGUGUAACACUAUCGGUUUAUCAUGCACUUCACGGUAAUGCAUAAC
Messenger RNA from Gigantopelta aegis, 703 nucleotides. Its product is annotated as thymidine phosphorylase-like. Bases 41 to 565 code for a protein of 174 amino acids. Gene Ontology annotation, biological process: pyrimidine nucleobase metabolic process. The record is from RefSeq and is a predicted model, not a curated record. Lineage: Eukaryota; Metazoa; Mollusca; Gastropoda; Neomphalida; Peltospiridae. Gene Ontology annotation, cellular component: cytosol. Gene Ontology annotation, molecular function: 1,4-alpha-oligoglucan phosphorylase activity. The transcript has 3 exons.